This is a messenger RNA of Cololabis saira (Pacific saury), 3749 nucleotides long. RefSeq names its product engulfment and cell motility 3 (gene elmo3). The transcript is spliced from 21 exons. Bases 258 to 2405 code for a protein of 715 amino acids. The record is from RefSeq and is a predicted model, not a curated record. NCBI's taxonomy places the organism in Eukaryota, Metazoa, Chordata, Actinopteri, Beloniformes, Belonidae. Gene Ontology annotation, biological process: cell motility; actin filament organization.
UGCGCGUCCUGAACUAAACCGCUCCAGCUAACCCGGAACUUUUCGGUCAAGUAUUCAUCCUCUAUGAAGUGGUUUUCUUCGGCUCAGAUGUUUUUAUAAAGUUAGACAACUUGCGGGACUCGUGUCUCCCCCCCUGGAGGGAAUAAGCCCAGCUGCAGAUGUUCGAGGCUCCGACCGCAGCGGUUCCUGCAGGACAGUAGUGUCGACUUGUCUUUUCUUCCAGAGCUAAAAGAAAGGUGGAGUCAAGAGGGGCCAACAUGCCGCAGCAGAAGGAUAUAGUGAAGAUAGCCAUCCAGAUGCCUGGGGCCUAUCCCCAGCUCAUACAACUGGACCAGAAAAAGCCCCUGUCAGCCGUUAUCAAGGAGGUGUGUGAUGGCUGGAAUCUCCCAGGUCCCGACAACUACGCCCUGCAGUAUGCUGACGGGGUGCAGAUGUACAUCACUGAAUCGAACCGUCUGGACAUCAAGAAUGGCUGCAUCCUGCGCCUCACCAAGGCACCGGGUCGGUGUGCCGAGGACUUGUACAAGGGUAUCCAGAGCUCAGAUUCAGGCGUGCGCUGCGAUUCGCUGAAGGAAUUAGCCGGCGUCUCCACGGAUGUGACCUUUGCUCAGGAGUUCAUCAGCAGGGACGGACACCUAUUAUUGGUCAAAAUAGUGGAAGACUCAAACGAGAGUAAUGUGAUCAUGACGCACACGCUGACCGCUUUCAGGGAGCUCAUGGAUCAUGGGAUAGUCUCCUGGGAGAAUCUCUCCUCUGUUUUCAUCAAAAAGAUCGCCAGCUUUGUCAACAACAAGCCGACCGAUGCAUCGAUACAGCAGGUGUCCUUGGACAUCCUGGAGAGCAUGGUGCUGAGCAGCCACGGUCUUUUUCUGCAGAUCAAACACGAAAUCACCAUGGAAAGGCUGAUCGAUCACCUACAGGUAACAAAUCAGCAGAUACAGACCAAAGCCAUGGCCCUCCUGAUGGCUCUUCUACAAACGGCCGGAGACUCGGACCGAAAGGAGAUGUUUGCUUUUCUGAACAAGAAGAAUCUUCGUCAGUACAUCUACAAGAACAUCAUCCACAGUUCUGGUUCGGUCCAGGACGAGAUGGCCCACUACCUCUAUGUCCUACAGUCGGUCACCCUAAAUCACCUGGAGCCUCGCAUGAGGUCGCCUCUGGACUGUUACAGCCAGGAACAGAGAGACGUACUUCAUAACUUGCGGCAGACUGCUUUCGAAACAGAAAGCGAGAACAGUCUGAGUCAUGAGAGGCGACGUUCUCUUUGCGCCAAAGAAUUUAAGAAACUGGGCUUUUCUAACAACAGUAAUCCCGGUCAGGACUUGGUGCGAACUCCUCCUGGCCUUCUAGCUUUGGACACCAUGAAUUAUUUUGCUUCACGUUAUUCUGAUGCCUACAGCAGGUUUGUCCUGGAGAACAGCAGCCGGGAGGACAAGCACGAGUGUCCGUUUGCCAGGAGCAGCAUCCAGCUCACGCUCAUCCUCUGUGAAAUCCUUCGUAUUGGAGAACCACCGUCGGAAACAGGAUCCGAUUACCACCCCAUCUUCUUCAAUCAGGACCGGCUGAUGGAGGAGCUCUUCUGCGUCUGUAUUCAGCUGCUCAACAAGACCUGGAAGGAGAUGAGAGCUACGCAGGAGGACUUUGAUAAGGUGAUGCAGGUGGUCAGGGAGCAGAUCACCAGGACGCUCUCCAGCAAGCCCACUUCCCUGGAGCUCUUCAAGAACAAAGUCAACGCUCUCAACUACAGCGAGAUCCUGAAGCUGCGGCAGACGGAGCGGCUGCACCAGGAGGAGACGCUGGCUCCACCUGUACUCGAGCUUAAAGAGCGGCUGAAGCCAGAGCUGCUGGAGUUGAUCCGGCAGCAGAGACUCAACAGGCUCUGUCAGGGAACCAUGUUCAGGAAGAUCAGCAGCCGACGCAGACAGGAUAAGCUGUGGUUUUGUCGCUUGUCACCCAAUCACAAAAUGCUUCACUACGGCGACGUAGAGGAAGAUGCGGAGAAUCCAACCAUAGAAACGCUGCAAGAGAAGAUUCCAGUUGCAGACAUCAAAGGCUUGCUGACGGGGAAAGACUGCCCUCACAUGAAGGAGAACAAAGGCAAACAGAACAAGGAGGUGCUGGAUCUGGCUUUUAGCAUCUCGUACGACGUAGAGGAAUACAGCCUGAACUUCAUCGCCCCCUCCAGGACUGAUUUCUGCCUGUGGACAGAUGGACUGAGCGUCCUGCUGGGCCGGGAGAUGAGUAGUGAAUCCAUGCGCAGCGAGCUGGAGAUCCUCCUGUCCAUGGAGAUCAAACUCCGCCUGCUGGACCUGGAGAAUGUGCCCAUCCCUGACAGCGCCCCCGUCGUCCCCAAACCUCCCAGCAACUACAACUUCUGCUACGACUUCAGCCAAACGGAGCAGUAAUGCACGUGGACAGGCUGAAGCUUCAGGACGUGUGAAUGUGUAAAUAGGUGUAUGUCUGAAAUGAAAUGAAGUGUGUGUGUGUGUGUGUGGCAUGGAUGUGUGGUGAGAUCUAAAAUGUGCAAAGAUGCACUUUUUUUCUGUAACACAGAUUUAUAACUUUUUAUGUUAGUUUCUCUGAUGGACUGGUCCUUUAGUUUCAAGUUGAACAACAGAAGGGGCAAAAAAAACAUGAAAAAACUACAUCUGGAGUUGUGGGUGGAACUGUGGCUGCAGAUGGAUUCAUCGGUACGAAUGCUGCAGACGGACUCUCGAUGGUACGAAUGCUGCAGACGGACUCAUCGGUACGAAUGCUGCAGACGGACUCUCGAUGGUACGGAUGCUGCAGACGGACUCAUCGGUACGGAUGCUGCAGACGGACUCAUCGGUACGGAUGCUGCAGAUCGGUACUCUUCUGUGAUAUUCUGUUCUUCAGCUUUCAGCCUCUCCUCUUCUUACUGCACUGAUUUCAAAUAACAGGUACUUCAAAUAUUUUUUACGUACAUAAUGUAACCACUUGGUAAUGGUACUUUGAAUUUGUUUUAUAAUCAUUUUAUAAUUUCAAACGUAUUUGAAGUUUUUAUUUGCAAAGAAUACGCCCGUGUGUGGUCUGAGACUUGAGGAUGCUCCCGUCUGUCAUCCCAUUUAUAUUAUACUGGGCAUUAAUUUAAACAAACUGCUUCCUCACAACAUGGUACAGGGAAUCUAUUUAUAACAUCUGAAAGAAAAGCAGCAUUUUUCUGUGUCUUUUUGGCCUAAUGUUCCAGACUGCAGCAGAGACGGUAGAUUAACUGUGUUGUACUUGCAGUUGACAUCAGUUUUUUUUUUUUUUCUAUUUUUAAACAGGUCUUUGCCACAAUCUGAUUAUUGUCACAUGUUUUAUAUAAUUUCUGUAAAUCUAUAUGAUACCCUAUGCAAUUUGUCUUGGAUCAAAUCCUGGUUUUAACUCUAAACGGAUGCUUUUUUUGUACCUGGUACUUCUUGUAAUGUGACAGAGGUGAACGGUUCAGCCCCGGUGUGCUGCACUCACCGAGCUUUCACCUGUAACACUCGAAGCAGCUUCCCAUGAACUAACAAAGGUCUGCAGUUAGGUUGUUUAGAGCGUUUUCUGUGUUUCCUGGGGGCAUUUGGUUAUUUCAGUUCAGCACAGUCACAGCGGUCGUCACGCAGACCUGAAGCACAAACCUCUGUGGGGAUAUUCACUCCGAGUCAUGGUCUCUGCGUGACUUCACACAAAUAAACAGUUUGAUUUAUAAGGACACAAACCACACAAGUGCUUGUUUUUCUUUCGGGAUCGGAUUCAGAUUG